Gongylonema pulchrum is the source of this 177-nucleotide messenger RNA. NCBI's taxonomy places the organism in Eukaryota, Metazoa, Nematoda, Chromadorea, Rhabditida, Gongylonematidae. The record is from the annotation of a GenBank genome assembly.
CAAUAUUUGUUCAUUUAUCGCAUGGUGGUGGAGAUCCUAAUAGCCGAGCAGUUGCUCACGAAGACGGCGCAAGUGAUCGAUUUCAUCAAGGAAUACGACGACUUAAUUCAACGAAAACGUAUCGAACGAGCCAAAAAAUCCUCAAAAGGCGUAAAGAGUACAGCAAGCAAAACCUGA